GAUAGAACAAGCGCAAUCAAUGAUGGGCUUGAUCCAAAUAGAAUUAAGACCGACCGCGAUCAGAAACAUAAAUGAAAAAAACAAACAAAAUCGUAACUGGUUAAAGAUUCGACGGUGGUAGUGAUUGGUACCAAAAUUCGGAAACCCUAGCUUUAGCUGUCUUGAAUAUGGCGAAGCGCUCCGAUGAUUCCAUUUAUCACGGUCGUCCGACAAAAAGAAGUUGGUUGGAUGCUGUUGAUGGUGGUGCUGUGGGCGGACUUCGUCGCUCCGAACCGUUGGCACAGCAUUAUGGUGCUGAUGCUGCUGGAGGCAUUUCAUAUACGGCCGGCGACGUCAAGCAGUGUAGGAGGCAGCGGAGGAAAAUUACUGCUGAAACGCAGGACCUCCCUUCUGAAACGCAGGACCUCCCGUCUGAAACGGACGACCUCGAGAGGGAAGUUACUUGUUUCUUGGACGACCUCCCGUCUGAAACGCAGGACCUCAAUACUGAUGUCACCUCUUAUACGCCUCAAGGCAGCAUGCCUGAAACGCAGCACCUCAAUAGUGAUGAUACCUCUUAUACGGUCGAGGAGUAUAGGCAACGGAGGGGAAUCACUGUUGAAGGCCGUGGUGAUAUUCCAAACCCCAUCAGGAAUUUCGAUGACACUCGGUUUCCAGAAAAUGUUAUACAACAAUUUUCAAAAGCUGGAUUUGCUAGGCCUACACCAAUUCAAGCUCAAGUAUGGCCAAUGGCUUUGGAGGGCCGUGACCUCAUUGGUAUUGCUCAACCAGGAUCCGGGAAGAAGCUGGCGUAUCUGAUGCCUGCAAUUGUCCAUAUAAACUCCCAGCCAAAACUAUCUCGUGGUGGAGAUGGCCCAAGAGUAUUGAUUUUAGCUCCAACGCUGCGACUCGGUGAAGAAAUCCAACAAGAGUAUGCUAAAUUUUGUGCAGCUUCCAACAUUAAAGUCUUAUUAAGCUGGAAACUGUCUUCUCCUAAAAAAAGUAGAGGUGGGAUUCUAAUCGCCACACCUAGGUCCUUGCUUGUUGCGUUAGAGGAUGGUUAUACUAACGUCAGAAGGGUCACAUAUCUUGUGUUGGAUGGCGCUGAUUGGAUGCUAGAAAAACAAAACAUGGGGUUUGGGUCUCAAAUACAAGACAUUGUUUCUAAGAUUCACCCAGACUGUCAAAUAUUAUUGUUGGGUACUAGCUGGUCAAAGGAGGUUGAUAAACGGGCAAACCGGUUCCUUUACAACGCAUGCAAUGUUGAAAUUGUUUCUCCACCUCUGAAACCUACACAUCCGAUCGACCAAACUGUUUACGUCGUUACUGAAGAUCAGAAAUAUAACAAAUUGGUAGAGUUGCUAGGUCGUAUAGUGGAUGGCAGCAGAAUAUUGAUAUUCAUGGAUAUAAAGGAAGGAUGCGAAAAACGUGAUCAGUUUGCCCUGCAGCUUUAUAGGGACGGUCAGCAUGCAGUCUCGCUUCAUGAAAACAAGGGUCAAGCGGAAAUGGCCCGGAUUGUCUCUGAGUUUCAAGCUGGCAGGAUCCCCAUAAUGAUUGCAACAGAUGUUGCUGCUCGUGAUCUAGAUCUGAAGGAUGUGAAAUAUGUUAUCAAUUACGACUUUCCAGUGUCCCUUGAUGAUUAUGUUUACCGCAUUGACCGUGCUGGAAGUGCCGCAGCAAAAGGAACAGUAUUCACGUUCUUUACAACUGCUAAUGCUGUAUUCGCAGAGGAACUUAUUAUCUUACUCAAGGAAGCUGGACAGAAGGUUAGUUCUGAAUUGGAACAACUGGGGCGUGAUGUACCAUAUCCAGGAACCUACAUACCUGCACCCUGGCGCUGGGCGGUUAACCAGGAGGAGAUUGGAGCUGGUCAUUUCUUUCCGUUGUAUCUGCAUUGUUCUAAGACCAAGGAUAUUGCCAGUAACGUCGUGCAAGAAAUCAGCGGAAAAAAGGGCCUCCAACUGCAUUUUUUGAGCGUGGUGGAGGCAUACCAACAUUUGUCCUGCCUUCCUGUUAGUUACUUUUAUCUAACUUUGGAGGCCGCUUGUGCCACAACUUAUGAAAAGAAGCUGUACCGAGCAAUAUUUGUUAGGAUGAUUGGUGACAGAAAGGAAACCAUAUUGUUUGGGGAUGUCAACUCCGAUGGCUUGUUGGAAAGAAUACUUGACACCAGGAAGGAAAUCAAAUAUAGAGUCUAUAAAAUCUGGCAAGAAGCCGAUGGAGACUAUGAAGAGAAUGGAGGCGAUGGAAGCGAUGGAGACGAUGGAGACGAUGGAGACGAUGAAGGCGAUGAAGGCGAUGAAGGCGAUGAAUGAUGGGGCACUAGUCUCAUUGAUAAUUAUUUACCACUCGUGCUAGGAAAUAUUCCAAAAGAAUAGUAUGAUCAAUGAACAAAUAUUUGUACACAUGCUUUUAGCUAUCAGAUUGCACAGGUCCAAUGCCUAAGAUUACAAUCACACUCAAAUUUUAAAAUUGGGUUUAUCAAAUGGCAAUGGCAGUGGCUGCUUCCAUUCGUUGUAUGCUUCGAAAGCUUGGGAAUAUUAUUGAGAAAAGUAUUCAGGGUAUUAGCGGAACA
This is a messenger RNA of Malus domestica (apple), 2554 nucleotides long. RefSeq names its product DEAD-box ATP-dependent RNA helicase 20-like. Gene Ontology annotation, molecular function: ATP binding; RNA helicase activity; RNA binding. Gene Ontology annotation, cellular component: ribonucleoprotein complex; nucleus; cytoplasm. The record is from RefSeq and is a predicted model, not a curated record. NCBI's taxonomy places the organism in Eukaryota, Viridiplantae, Streptophyta, Magnoliopsida, Rosales, Rosaceae.